Molecule: messenger RNA, 1267 nt
Organism: Folsomia candida
Lineage: Eukaryota; Metazoa; Arthropoda; Collembola; Entomobryomorpha; Isotomidae
Product: translation initiation factor IF-2
Exons: 3
Coding region: 84-1034 (316 amino acids)
Source: RefSeq, a predicted model, not a curated record
UCGGAGUUGUCAGUCUUGUCUUAGUCGCCUUGAGGAACGGACCGACUUUUAACCAGACUCUGUUCUCUACGACGACCACGACUAUGGCGUGUCCCACUUUUGACGCUGGAACGAUGAAGAAACAAGCUUUGAUUCUCUCGUUGUUGGCCGUGUAUCUGAUAAGACAAAGUUCCGGAUAUACUCUGGAUCAUAAGCAUCAUGCGGAACCAGACCUCUCGUACGUUCCACCGACGGUAGAGGUUCCUCCCCCAACUGUAGCACCCCUCUGUGGAUGCACGGAAAAGGGACGAUGUGGAGAAACGUUACGCACCUUUACCGAACUGGUCAUUCGAACACAGGCGUCAGAAGUAGUUUGCGGUUCCAAGGCUGAACUUUGCUGUUAUGAAGAUGACCCAUGGCCGGGAUACGUGGAUGCAUUUGCUCAUUUGGCUCCAUGUGUUCCUGACCAUAUUUGCAAAAGACCGUAUGGAACGGUGGCGACGGAUGUUCGAGAUUUUGGAGCUAUUGGUCCUUGUAUUGGAUUGGGAGCUGUUAGGUGUUUGGACGGAUUGGAAGGUCCACCAGUACCACAACCGGAGAGUCCUACACAUUUCGUGAUCCCAAUAAUUGACAAUCCAACCCCACCAGACGAAUAUUAUGCCCCUCCUCCACCACCCACAACGGAGACCCCAACAACUCAGCCACCCGUCGUUUACAUUCCUCCACGACCAACAACUCAGCCACCAGUCGUUUACGUUCCCCCACAACCAACAACUCAGCCACCAGUCGUUUACGUUCCCCCAAAACCCACGACGCAACCACCAGUCGUUUGUGUUCCCCCUCAACCGGAGCCUGAACCACCAGCUUACGCUCCACCAGAACCGGAACCAGAGCCCUACGCUCCUCCCACCCCAACCUACGGCGUUCCUCAAGGCCAGCCUCUCGGAUACGCGUACACGAGUAGAUUUGGUUACCCGUAUGGGUAUGGGGGCUAUUAUGGAGGACUGCGAUUCAGACUUCGCAAAUAUUUCGGGGGUGUCGGAUUUUUGGGCUAGGAAAGACUUGACUUGACAUAUGAUAAUGGACAUCAACAAUUUUUAUCAUCCUUAUUGACGAUAACAGACAUGAAAUUAUUAAUUAACCCUGCCAUUGUUUUUGUAAUUACGACAAUCAUUAUAUACACUUUUAUCAUGAAUUAUAUUCACUUACCAUGUGGCAUUUUAAUUUAUAUACUCCAAACGAGUCAAAAAACUGAAGCUUUACUUCUAUAUAAAUAAUGUGAAUUCGA